GCCCAUACCUGUGGCAUCUACUGCACCGUUCUCACGUGUCGUUCGCACUGUGAUCACCUGCAGACGUACAUACGUACCUACACAUCUAUGUGGAUAGGGUACGAGUCUUUUAGGUGGCUCCCGCGAUACCGGUUUCUGCGCUGGUAUGAAUAUGCCCAAGAGCUAAUUUUAUAAAAAGUUAUCUCCUAAGAUGUUUAUAAAGUUCAGACACUCAAUGGACGGACUUUCGUGAUAUACUAAAGCCCAUUUAAAUAUAAAUGAUGCUGGCGAUGUGCUGUGUGCAUUCCAUUCCUCAUCAUUAGUGUUCAUAAUCGUAAGAAAAACGCAUAAAAGGAUCCCCAAAUCGGUGUUAAUGGUGCUCGUGAAUAUAAAUAAAGAGUCUUUAAGGUUAAUGUGCCUAUAAGUUAUGCCAAGUGCAGUGCUCAUAUUUUCGAUGGAAAUACCAUGAGAAAUGGCCCUAAGCCUAAACAGUUUUCCGAUAAAUGUCCGACAAAUGAGGUCACGUAUGUAAAGAUUUUUUAAAGCAACCGUCAGCCUCCCCGUCGUCAACUUGUCACACUACUUUUACCACAUGCUACCACACGGCCGAUCGAUCUCCCACACAUAUUUGUGAGCGCAGCCGCAGCCGCAGCCGCAGCAGCAGCAGAACCCGAAGCAGUCGCAGCUUUGUUUGCUUUUCGCGGGAUAUCAAACUAGUAUGAGUGUGUAAUCCAUAUUACUAUAUGCACACACACACAACCAGAUCAUCAUCAAAAUGCCAAAAUCCAUGGCUCCAUAAUUUCGGAAUGCUAACAAAUAUUUCCUUAAACGUGCCGUGCCUGUGUUUCAACGUGUUUUUGUGUGUUCUUUAUAGUCGGACUGUACGUGAUUUUGAUACUUCCGAAAUGUAAUAGAAACAAUCCAACAAAAUUGUGCCCCUCAAUCGUGUGCUCAACAUUUCUUGUUCAAACAAAUGGUUCUUGGAUACACUCAACUCAACGGCCUUCUAGCAACAUUUUGAAAAAAAACGCCAACAACGUCUUGAAAGCAAAUGAUAAAAUGUCUACAGCAAUGCAGGAACUUGGCUUUUUGGGUCUUUUAAUACUGCUGUCCUCAGCUGUUUUGGGCAAAUCCCAAAUGUGCGAAGUGGAAACGGGCCAAACGAAUAUAAUUCUGGACAUAGAAGAAAGUCGGGAAGCAUUUAUUGGUCAGCAAACGACUCCCGCGGAACUGCCCAUCUUUGGUGAUCCGGAGACGGAAAUAUAUCUGGAUCUAGUUUUUCCAAAGGGACAGCCAACAUUUCAAUUGAUCGGCAAGAGGCUGCAGCUGCUGGAGCCCCUGGAUCGGGAUGAGGAGAAUCUCAGUCACAUUGUGUUCCAGGUGUCCUGCACCAUUCGAUCGUCGCAUAAGAAGCGCAACAUUCCCAUUAUUGUGCGCGUGUCGGAUAUCAAUGACAAUGCGCCCCGUUUCAUGAACACGCCCUAUGAGGUCACCGUACCCGAGAGCACACCGGUGGGAACUACAAUCUUUCGCAACAUUCAAGCACUCGACAAAGAUGCAGGUGUAAACGGACUGGUAGAGUAUUUUAUUGCAAAUAAACCCAUCAAUUCAACCGAAGAUGAGAAGCUCACGAGUGCUGACGGGUAUGGCACCUUUGCCAUAUCAUUUCCACACCAGGGACAGGUUACUGUUUCAAAGAUUUUGGACUAUGAGAAGAUUCAGCGCUAUUAUGUGACCAUCGUAGCUUCGGAUCGUGCACGCAACACCGAACAUCGACUUUCUUCGACCACCACUUUAACGGUGAAUAUAGCCGACUCGGACGAUUUGGAUCCAUCAUUUAUAUAUCGUGGCUGUGUGCUGCUCGAGGGCGCCUGCAUAAACCCCGAGUACACGGCGUCUGUGCCGGCAGGCUCCUUGCUGGGUGUGCUCAAUGUGCUGCCAGAGCGAAUACAGGCGGUGGAUCUGGAUACGAUCAACUCGCGCAUACGCUACAGCUUUGCCAGCGGAAUGCCUGGCAACUAUGAGGAUUACUUUGAGAUCGAUGAGCAAACGGGAGUGCUGAAGCAAACAAAAGCCAUUGACACGUCCACCGCCAAGAGAUAUGACAUAAUCGUGCGCGCAGAGGAGAUUUCACCUGCACCGCGACGUUUCACCACGGCCAAACUGACGAUUUCGGUUAAGCCGGUGGAUGCCAAUCCCCCGGCCAUAUCCUCCUCUGCCACCGAGGGCUAUGUGGAUGAAAACUCCGCUAUAGGAACGAGAGUAUUGGAUGCAAAUGGCAAUCCCAUAUCCUUCACAACAACCGACGCAGACUUGGGCGAGGGUGAUCCAAAGCCCGAUUAUAUUUACGAGCUGACGACGCCUUCGUUUAAUGUGACCAGUGCAGGGAUUCUGGUGGUGAACGAAGACAACCUCGAUCGGGAUCCGCCUGCCCCGGGCCGCUUCAAGUUUCAGGUUGUCGCCCGGGAGCCGCGCACAAACGCUGCCAGCGCCCCACUCAGCCUCACAGUGCAUCUGCGGGAUGUCAACGACAAUGCGCCCAAGCUGGCAAUGGUCUCACCCAUUUCGAUCACAGCCAAUACCGGGGAUCAGAGCGAGAGUCGCCUGGUCACACAGGUGACGGCCACCGACAACGAUGAGGGCCCGAAUGCCGUGGUCGCCUACUCCAUCUAUCACGUGUCCAACAAUGGCAUUCAAAAGUUCACCAUCGACGAGCAAACGGGUGAGAUCAGUACCCACGGAAGACUGUUGGCUGGGGAGCAAUAUUCCAUCACGGUGCAGGCCACAGAUGUGGGAGGACUCUCCUCGCAGGCCAUUGUGGAGGUGAGUGUGACGCCGGGACCAAACACGAAGCCGCCACGCUUCCAAAAGCCCAUCUACGAGGUGCAGGUUAGCGAGGGUGCGGAAAUCAACUCCACAGUCACCGUGGUGCAUGCAGACGAUCCGGAGAACGAUGCCGUUGUCUACUCCAUCAUAUCCGGCAACGACCUGCGUCAGUUUGCCGUGGGCCAGGAGACGGGUGUCAUCAUUGUCAUCCGCAAAUUGGAUCGAGAGAGCUUGACGCGCUACCAACUGAUAAUGCGAGCCGAGGACAGUGGCGGACUCUCCAGCAGCGCCACAGUCAACAUCAAGGUGACUGACAUCAACGACAAGAAUCCCGAGUUUGAUGUGUCCACGCUGCCGUACGUCUUCCAAGUGGAUGAGGGCGCUGCGGAUGCUUUCGUUGGCGUAGUGCAUGCCACAGACGCGGAUGAGGGCAUCAAUGCAGAGAUCACCUACUCCAUACCCACGGAUGUGCCUUUUACCAUCAAUGGAACCUCCGGAGAGCUGCGAACUGCCUCCCAGCUGGACUAUGAACGCUUGAAUGAGUACAAGUUCGUGGUGACUGCCAAGGAUGGGGCGCCCGACGCCCGCCUGGGCACUGCCAGUGUGACGGUGAUGGUGCACGACAUUCCCGAUGAGGUGCCAAAGUUCAGCGAUGCUCGCAUCGAUGUGCACAUACCGGAGAACGAGGUGAACUUCCUGGUGGCCACGGUGCAGGCCUUCGAUCCGGAUACAAUGCCAGAAAUAACCUACGUGCUACGCAAGGGCGAUGCGGAGCUGUUCAAGGUGUCUGCCACCUCGGGAGAGGUGCACACAAUCAAGGGACUGGACUAUGAGAACCAGCGGCAGCACCAGCUGACAAUUGGAACCAUUGAGAACGACGGGGAUGGGCCGGGCGACACACUUCAGCUGGUUGUGGAUGUCGAGGAUCGGAAUGAUUUGCCGCCGCGAUUCAUAACCGUGCCCGAUCCGGUGACGGUGAACGAUGACCAGGCCAUUGGCACCAUCAUAGCCACUCUGCCGGCCAUCGAUGGGGAUGGCACCUCCCCCGGAAAUGUGGUCCGCUACGAGAUAGUCGGACGCGGCAAGGCACCCAAAUACUUUCAGGUCGAUCCGGACACGGGAGCAGUGCGCAUCCGCGAUGAGCUGCGCAAAGAAGUGGACACAGAGUACCAUGUGGACAUUCGCGCCUAUGACAUGGGCGAACCUCAGCUGAGCUCGGUGGCGCCUCUGCGCGUGGAUGUGCGACAUCUUGCGCUGUCGCAGAACAACGAAAGGGACAUGGAGACCAAGCUGCAGAGCGGCUUAAUGCUGAGCACGGAGAAUAUAGGCCUGGGCUUCAGUGACGACAGCUACACGACCAGCGUGCCCGAGUCCACUGAAGUGAACAGCACUCUGAAGAUUGUCCAGAUCAUCAAUUCGAAGCAAUCGGCCAGCGGGCCGGCAGACUUUAGGUGCGAGUUUGUGCAUGGCAACGAUGAGGCAAGGUUCAACCUUAGCCUGGCCGACCAUGGCUGCAGCAUAGUCCUGGUUCAGUCGUUGGAUUUCGAGAACAAAUCCUCGUACACGCUCCAGCUGCGUCUUGUAUCCCAUCGGUACUUUGUCAACCCGCUGAAGGAUAAGACCACUGUGAACAUAAUCGUGCAGGACGAGAACGACAAUGCGCCAGAGUUUGUGUUCAAUCGACUGCGAGGCCAGCGGGACACCUUCUACACUGUGGUUACCUCCGACAUGGAUGUGGACACGACCAUUCUGCAGGUGCGUGCCACAGAUCGUGACUCUGGAAAGUUUGGAAUGGUUCGGUAUAAGCUCUACGACGAUGAGGACAGCGGAGACAAUUUGCCAACAAGCUUCUUCAUGAUGACUGAAGACGGCGUUCUGCGCACUGCGAGACAUUUCAAAAACGAAGAAGCCUUUCCCAUGACCUUCUCGGUUGAGGCACGGGACAGCGAUGGCCAACAAGAGCAGGGCUCACAUCGCACCAGAGCCAGAAUCGUAGUGAAUAAGCUGACAGACAUCAAUCGUAUGGCACUGUCGUUUCCCAGCGCUGCGCCCAGUGAACUGCGCAACUACCACACAGAGGUGGAGGAGCUGCUGGAGGAGAAAACCGGACUCGUCAGCGGCAUUGAGCGUUUCAGCAACCAAAAGUAUUUGGCCAACAAUGGCACAGUGAUCGAGAACCAAGCGGCAACGGAUGUGUGGUUCUAUCUCAUCGAUCCGAAGUCGGAGAAGCUGCUAAAGCGCAAUGAUAGUAUUGUGGAGACCACGUUGCUGGAACCCGCUGCCCGCUUGGAGCUGAACUUUGCUCUGGCACGAGCCAAGGCUGAUGGCAUUUCAGUGCCAAUAGAAAUUAAAGAACAUGUUCAUAAGAUCAAGGCCGCCAUAGACAUCGAUGACGAAGUGUUUCCCUUUACGCUAAUUGCCAUAUCGCUCAUUAUUCUGAUAUUGGGCACCAUUGGAAUUAUCUACAUUUGCAUUUCGUGGUCAAAAUAUAAAAACUUCAAGCAACGCAUGCGGCAGUAUUCCUCAACGAGUCCAACGCGCUAUGACCCCGUCAUUGUCAACCAGCAGGCUUCGAAUGUCAGUGAGACUGUGGCCAGCAUGAAGGAGUAUGAAACGCAGAUGCUGGCCAUGGCAGUGCCGCCCGAUGGUGAUGAUGAUCUGCAGCUGGACUUUAGCGCCAAGAACCAUGCCUUCUCGCUGGACAAUGUCAGCUACAUAACGCACAAGGAGAACGGUAAUGGCAACGGCAACACCCUUGUGCCAGGUGGUCAGUCGAGUCCAUCACAUUCAGAUGCAACGACGGCUACCAUUGCCACACUUCGACGCCACAACAAUCUCAAUAACAUCAACAACAUGAACAACAAUCUGGCCAUAAACAACAGGCAAAACACAUUCAAUCGCACACUGGAGAUCAACACACGCAACAAUGCCAAUCCACUUGGCUCGCCGCACAACGCGAACGGUGCUCUCUCCGGCACCCUGACUCUGGGGCGCAUCAAGCAUCAGAAUAGCAAUCACUACCAGAACGGGGCAUCCAAUGGGGACACGAUGGGACGGAAUAAUUUGGCCAUUGCCAAAAAUAAUGCCUACAGUACGAUGGGUAGACGUGGGAAUACAUUUGUGGAAAGUUCUUCAAAUGGUGACUUGAUGAACAGCAGCACGCUGGGGCGUCACGGCCAACUCAAUAAUCGCAUGUACAGCGGAGAGUUGCCCAUCACCAAUCCGCUCUUCCAACGAUCAACUGGUGAUGGCCACAAUCAGAUAAGCUGCACCAAUGAGAAUGUUUCGUUUGGAAAGCGAGACUAUGGCCAAAUUGGCUUCUCGUACCUGAAUGAUUUGGAUCGGUCAGAGGUGGAGACCACAACAGAACUGUGAGCAAACACAGAGACAGACUAGAGCCGUACUUAGCUGGAUAUAUGUAUAUGUAUUUCUUGUACUUUUAAUUGUUUAUUGUACUAUAAGUUAGCGCAUUUGCCAUCGAAUUCCGAUUCCGAUUAUAAUCUGUAAAUAUUUCACUAGGGAUAUUAUUGAAUGGAGAAACUGAUAACUGAUAUUUUAUAACUGUGCUCUAAGAUCAAAAUAAUUACAGUCAUUAAUUUUUAAGUAAGCCAAUUGAACAACAAUGAAGAACUAUCAGUAAAAUAUCUCAAUUGUUAAAUUUAUAUAAAAUAAAACACACGUCAU
Drosophila guanche is the source of this 6489-nucleotide messenger RNA. It is a transcript of the gene Cad99C, whose product is annotated as cadherin-99C. Gene Ontology annotation, biological process: homophilic cell-cell adhesion. Lineage: Eukaryota; Metazoa; Arthropoda; Insecta; Diptera; Drosophilidae. The record is from RefSeq and is a predicted model, not a curated record. The transcript has 11 exons. The coding region runs from base 1039 to 6180 and encodes 1713 amino acids. Gene Ontology annotation, cellular component: plasma membrane; catenin complex. Gene Ontology annotation, molecular function: cadherin binding; calcium ion binding.